Rhopalosiphum padi (bird cherry-oat aphid) is the source of this 1150-nucleotide messenger RNA. Its product is annotated as inactive serine/threonine-protein kinase 19-like. Gene Ontology annotation, molecular function: protein serine/threonine kinase activity. The record is from RefSeq and is a predicted model, not a curated record. NCBI's taxonomy places the organism in Eukaryota, Metazoa, Arthropoda, Insecta, Hemiptera, Aphididae. The transcript has 6 exons. The coding region runs from base 381 to 1100 and encodes 239 amino acids. Gene Ontology annotation, biological process: positive regulation of Ras protein signal transduction; protein phosphorylation.
UUUCAUUUAUUACUUGAGUUAUAAGAGCUAUGAGUUCAUCGUGGCCUGGUAGCACGGGUAGUGUAUUCUUUAGUAUUGUUCUGUGGUAAUGGUAAUUGAAAAAAUGGUAUUUACUAUUUAACUUAUAUGUAAUUAUUCUAUUAGUUUAUAUUAAGUCUAUGUUUAUAUCUAUAUUGUACAUUUGUACACAAAAAUACAAAAUUAUGUUUAUAUUAAGUAAUAAAUAAUAAUUUUAAAGUUUAAAUUCCUAAAUUAACUUAAUAAAUAUUUGUUUAAAAAUUAUAUCAUUUUUUUUUACAAAAUAGUACCUAAUCAAUUAAUGUAGGUAUUUAGAGUAAAGUAUACCCGUUUAAUUUUUAUUUAUUCACUGUGAAUUGGAAAUGUCUUCUUCAGAUAUUGUAUCUUUAGAUGACAACAGUAUAGUGAUAAAUGAUUUACCAAAUGAUACAGAAGCAGCUAUAAGGUAUAUUAAGACAUUAUUACCAGCAAAUUUAAAGGAUACAUUUAAAUAUCCACCAAUUGUAUUUAUUCAUCAACUUUAUGAUAUAGUACACAAUAAGACAUUGAUUAAUAAAGAGCUGGAUAUAUUAAAAAAACAGUGCAAAAUACAAUUACUCACAAUUGGAACGUCUGAUUCUUCUUCAGCAUUAAUAUUAUAUGAAGAUUAUGUAAAAUAUACUUUAAAAAUUUAUCCAGAAAAUUGUUGUGUCAAAAAAUUUUUAAACAUUAUUUUACCUUCAAUAAAGUCAUUUUUAGUGGAAAAAUCGACUUUACAACAAAAAUUUAAAUUACAGCAAUAUGAGUUGACAGAAUUGAUCAACUGUGGACUUUUAUUGAUUAGAAAUCAAGAAAGUUAUUGGGUAUCUUUUCCAUCAUCAGGAAAUUUUAUAAAGCGUUUCAUUGAAGGUCGAAAAUAUAUUAUUCAAAUAAUUAAACGGAAAAAAUUUCAAGAAAUAUUAGAAAAUGACUUAGAAGUUCGAUGUGCUAAAGUAUCAAAGAUAAAAGAACUCGGUUUCAAAUACUUUUUACACGAAAUUAAAGGAUCAGAAGAUAUAAUAACAAUGAAUACAACAUCAGGAUGUCUUUUAAGAAUAAGCUAAACAACAAUUGUUAGCGUGUUGAAUGGGAUUAUUUCACAUUAUAUUCUAAG